Chenopodium quinoa (quinoa) is the source of this 1385-nucleotide messenger RNA. Its product is annotated as manganese-dependent ADP-ribose/CDP-alcohol diphosphatase-like. Gene Ontology annotation, molecular function: ADP-ribose diphosphatase activity; manganese ion binding; CDP-glycerol diphosphatase activity. The transcript has 2 exons. The record is from RefSeq and is a predicted model, not a curated record. Lineage: Eukaryota; Viridiplantae; Streptophyta; Magnoliopsida; Caryophyllales; Amaranthaceae. Bases 214 to 1164 code for a protein of 316 amino acids.
ACAGUUGUUACUUCUGCCAUAGGCCCCGUGAACUCUCUAAAAAAGUCCAAAAGUUGCGUAAGACGAUCAUAUGAAUAUACUACUAUGAUCAUAUCGUUCUAUAUCCUAUUUCAUAACUUCUUACUUCAAAGGUGAUCGAUUGAUCUCUCUCUAGCAUUGCCUGUCACAAAUUUUAAGCAUUACAAAGACGCAGGUCAAUUAGCUUUUGAUUGAAUGGGGUUAAUCACUGCUCAGGGUAAACAGCCGCUCUUCUCCUUUGGAAUUAUAUCAGAUGUUCAAUAUGCUGAUAUUCCUGACGGUCGUUCCUUUCUUGGUGUGCCUCGAUAUUAUAGACACAGUGUACUUGUGUUGGAAAGGGCAGUCCAGAAUUGGAAUAGGCUCCAACAUCUUAGUUUUGCUGUCAAUUUUGGCGACAUUGUUGAUGGAUUCUGCCCAAAGGACCAGUCUCUAAAUGCUGUAAAGAUGGUUGCUUCCAAAUUUGAAGAAUUCAAUGGCCCUGUAUACCACAUGAUUGGCAACCACUGCCUCUAUAAUCUUUCUCGUGAAACGCUACUCCCAUUAUUGAAGAUUCCAAGUCAUGAUUGCAGUGCUUAUUAUGAUUUUUCACCAACACAUGAUUACCGAUUAGUUGUUCUUGAUGGCUAUGAUAUUAGUGUCAUAGGUUGGCCUGAAGAUCAUCCAAAAUCAAUGGAAGCUGUGAGUAUUCUCAAGGAAAAGAACCCGAACUUAGAUAAAAAUAGUCCUGUUGGACUCAAUGGUCUUGAAAGAAGGUUUCUGAUGUUCAACGGAGCAAUUGGAAGGGAACAGCUGGAAUGGUUAGAUCAAGUCCUCCAGAAUGCAACUGAUCUGAAACAGAAGGUGAUCAUCUGCUGUCACCUGCCUCUAGAUCCUGGCGCAACGACACCUGAAGCAAUUCUAUGGAAUUACAAUGAAGUGAUGGAUGUUAUACACAAAUACAAGUGUGUAAAAGUCUGCUUUGGUGGCCACGAACAUAGAGGGGGUUACUCAGUUGAUUCCCAUGGGGUCCAUCACCGUGUUUUCGAAGCAGCCCUUGAGUGUCCUCCCAAUUUGGAUGCAUUUGGGUAUGUUGAUGUGUAUGAUGAUAGAAUAUCACUUGUUGGAACCGACAGGAUGAAGAGCACAGAUAUGGUGUUUGAUUCGUGACCUCUUGCUGUUUGGUAAUGUAUUCUUUAUCUAACAAAUUUUUCCUCUUCCUCUUCCUCUUCUUCCAAUUCAAUAUUGUUACGUUAUUGUUAGAUUCGAUAGCUGGUGCCUUAUGGUCCAUGGAUCAGCUCUUUUGUAAACGAGUUCCGUGGAUGGUAUUACCUACUGCAAAAUGUAGGUCUGAUUAUAAGGAAUAAAAAUUAUACUGCUAUUUUAGUGUC